Paramuricea clavata is the source of this 277-nucleotide messenger RNA. NCBI's taxonomy places the organism in Eukaryota, Metazoa, Cnidaria, Anthozoa, Malacalcyonacea, Plexauridae. The record is from the annotation of a GenBank genome assembly.
AUGUCUGGUGUCCAGGAAGGGUUGGUGGUAAACGACUUAGUGAUUCUCUCUCCCCAAUACUUGGUCGAUAUCAUGACUAGCAUUCAUGACGUCCCGAAGGAUCGCAAUUUCCAACGGCAGUUCUCGGACGAGUUUCGCAAACUUGAGACGAAAGGUCGAAUCGACAGCCAUGUUCUGGAAUAUGUUUGGAAGAAUAAAGAAGUCAACGCUGAAAUACUUGUCGAACUGUUGUCGUGCUUCAAUAUACUUUAUCCCCUCAGCAAUGAAAAGGAAAAAG